Messenger RNA from Rhodofomes roseus, 687 nucleotides. RefSeq names its product ankyrin. The transcript has 3 exons. Bases 139 to 591 code for a protein of 150 amino acids. Gene Ontology annotation, biological process: protein localization to ciliary inversin compartment. NCBI's taxonomy places the organism in Eukaryota, Fungi, Basidiomycota, Agaricomycetes, Polyporales, Fomitopsidaceae. Gene Ontology annotation, cellular component: ciliary inversin compartment. The record is from RefSeq and is a predicted model, not a curated record. Gene Ontology annotation, molecular function: protein binding.
GCAUGUCAGUCGGACUGACCCCGUGAGCAUCUCAAAGCUCAGUCAGCUGCAACGGCAAUCGCGUACGACGCGACAGCAGGAGGGUCUGAGCAUAACGUACUCAACGAUCCGCGCAAGUCCGCUAUACACUGAUCGAAAAUGGCAGCAGCAAACGGAGGCACUCUCCCCUCUGAGACGGUGGAGUUCGCCCAUCGCAUGUUUGACGCAGCUAGGAGCGGCGAUACGGCGUUGUUGUCGCAAGCAAUCGAUGCAGGACUCCCUGUCAACCUCACCAACGAGAAAGGAAACACCCUCCUCAUGCUCGCGGCCUACAGCGGACAUGCGGAUCUCACGGGCACCUUGCUGUCGAAGGGCGCGGACCCGAACCGAGUGAACGACAACGGGCAGUCGCCCUUGGCUGGUGCCGUAUUCAAACGCGAAGAUGAGAGUGUACGGAUCCUCAUGGCCGGAGGUGCCAACCCGAGGCUGGGCACGCCCACCGCAAUCCAGACAGCGCGCAUCUUCAAAAGAGAAGAUAUCCUGGAGAUCCUGGGAGCGACGGAAGACGAUCUGAAGGACCCGCUACCCACCAUCCCAGGACCACCCCACUAGCCGUCGAUACGUGCGUACAUGCACUAAUGUAUGCCGGUAGGUGCGCAGUGUCACCGUUACCAGCAUCCGGAGAAGCAUUGCAAUUUAGGAAUCAUG